This is a messenger RNA of Scophthalmus maximus (turbot), 1245 nucleotides long. It is a transcript of the gene mrpl3, whose product is annotated as mitochondrial ribosomal protein L3. Gene Ontology annotation, cellular component: mitochondrial large ribosomal subunit; ribosome. Bases 144 to 1169 code for a protein of 341 amino acids. Gene Ontology annotation, molecular function: structural constituent of ribosome. The transcript has 10 exons. Lineage: Eukaryota; Metazoa; Chordata; Actinopteri; Pleuronectiformes; Scophthalmidae. The record is from RefSeq and is a predicted model, not a curated record. Gene Ontology annotation, biological process: translation.
UAACGCACCGGAAGUGUAAAGGGUGACAUUUAGAAGAGGACGAAAACGAAGGCAUGGGUGCGCUCAAGUUGUGAGACCUCGUGUCCUCCCAGUUCAUCGACAGCUUUUAUAUUCAUGUUAAAGUGUGUGGACUACUGAGCGCAAUGGCGGCGUGGACCUGUCGGUUUCUUCUCCAGCGGGGAACUCGCCUCGUUUCUCUCCGAGCGGCGGCUGAAAGCCCUGUCCAGUCAGUGGGUUUUAUUAGGACAGUGAAGACCACAACGUGGUUUGAGGAACACCUCACAGAGGACAACCAGGAGUACAUGAGGAAGAGUGUUGCAGAGGAAUACAGAAGACAGACGGCUGAAAAGCUCAACCCACUCAAAGACGAGCCCUGGCAACAGCACGAAUGGACAGAGGGGAGUCGAAGAGUUGGGUUAGUGGCUGUGAAAUUGGGCAUGGCUCCUAUCUGGACAAAAACAGGAGAAAGACAUGUAGUCACAAUGUUACAGGUGCAAGACUGCCAUGUUAUUAAUUACUUAUCCAAGGAAGAAUAUGAUGGACACACAGCUGCUCUCCUUGUAGGAGGGAAAAACACGUCACCAUUCCAUAAAUCUGAAAGCCAAGUGGAGAUGUUCACGAAUGCAGGAGUUCCCCCAAAGCAGAAAGUUGUCACCUUUAAAGUGUCAGACAACGCCCUCAUCAAGCCAGGCACUCCUCUGUAUGCAGCACAUUUCCGUCCAGGCCAGUAUGUGGACGUCACAGCCAAAUCCAUUGGUAAAGGUUUUCAAGGUGUAAUGAAGCGAUGGGGGUUCAAGGGUCAGCCAGCCAGCCACGGCCAGACAAAAACUCACCGCAGACCGGGAGCUUCUGGACCUGGAGGGGAUCCAGCCAAAGUGUUCAAAGGGAAAAAGAUGCCUGGCAAGAUGGGAAACGUCUUCGUCACAUCUUAUGGACUAAAGAUAUGGCGGGUCAAUACCAAGUUUAACGUGCUGUAUGUUAACGGCUCUGUCCCUGGCCACAGGAACUGCUUACUCAAGAUCAGAGACACUGUUCUGCCGACCAGGAGCUCCACCCUGCUCAACCCUCCUUUUCCCACCUACUUCACCGAAAAGGAGGCCGACCUUGAGGAAGACCUGUACGAUGAGAACUUGUUUGUUCACACAGAGCCCUCACUAACAAUGACCUGACCACACGACAUACACUCACACUCACACAUUUAUCAUUAAACUGUACCUGGAUCCUGUAGUAAAGAGUAAUUCCUUU